Molecule: messenger RNA, 495 nt
Organism: Spirodela intermedia
Lineage: Eukaryota; Viridiplantae; Streptophyta; Magnoliopsida; Alismatales; Araceae
Source: the annotation of a GenBank genome assembly
AUGUUCUCAUACCUAUGGUGGCAGGGUACAUGUUCGAUCAUGAAAAAUUUUCAUCCGAGUGGUCUUUCUUCUUUCUCUUCCUCUGUGGUAUCUAACAGUCCGCAAUCAGGUGUGUCCCCUUAUACAUUUUUUCAUAAAAAAAUUAGAAAUGAAGAAGAAGAAGAAGAAGAAGAAGAAGAAGAAGAAGAAGAAGAUUUCCGGCUUAUCUUAUCUGUUCCCUGUGUCUUGAUCUGUGCAUGAACUUCAUCAGAGAAGGAAAGGCUUUCAUGUGCGGAGAAAAUGGAAGAUGAAAGGUCGAAUAAUGAAAACCCAGCUGAUCAGGGAAGUGAAACAUGGAGGUUCAACGCGGAGGAUGUCGAUCCUUCUACUAUAAACGAGCUUCCGCCAGAAAUCCAGCAGGAGGUACAAGAGUGGAUCCAGUCAUUUAAACGCCCAACUCCGGCUAAGCGGGCUGGUGCCACCAUUGCUCAUUACUUCUCACCAGCCAAGAAGUAG